Molecule: messenger RNA, 1449 nt
Organism: Gekko japonicus
Lineage: Eukaryota; Metazoa; Chordata; Lepidosauria; Squamata; Gekkonidae
Product: C2 calcium-dependent domain-containing protein 4C-like
Exons: 2
Coding region: 1-1449 (482 amino acids)
Source: RefSeq, a predicted model, not a curated record
AUGCAGCUGCUAGCGAAGCGCGCUAAAGCGAUCGUGCGGACUCCUUUGCGUAUAGCGGCCGGUCGAACCGCCUUGGGAAGCGCGCGGCAGCGGCCGCAGCAGCAGCAGCCGGUCCCGGCUCUUCUGCGCGACUGCAAGAAGCCAGCCUCAAUGUGGUUCUUGGAGAAAGUGCGGGCGUCCCCCGGGAGCGGCGGUCCUUUGAGCCCCUCGUUUCUGGGCUUGCCCCCUGGCCAGCCCGUGGCUGACAAAAGCAAACUCGGGGCUCCGGCGCCGGCUUUCCCCAACAUCUUGACCCCAGACAAGAUCCCGGCGUUUUGCAUCCCCCCGAGACUGGUGGCCCCCCCUGCCCCGAAAAGCCCCAGCCCAACCUUCCAGCCCCAUCGCUGCCUCACCGAGCCCACCUUGCAGGCCGCCUCUGCUGCCGAGGGGGGCUCUGGCCUCUUCUUGCCACACCUCAUCCAAGUGGAGAGCGUGGAGGAGAUACCAGACCUGGAGGAGGAGAGCACCAACUCAGACCCCCGCUCCCAGGCCGCCCUGUCUCUGCCGCACUUCCCCAAGGCCCAGACUUCCUAUGGCUUCUGCACCCUCCUGGAGAGCCCCCACACCCGCCGGAAGGAGUCCAUCUUCCACAGCGAGGCGCUGGUCCUCCCCCUGCCCCGCUCCCGGGCCAGCAGCUACAGCGGCCAAGAACUGGCCUCCAGCCCCAUCGCCGGCCACCGCCACCCGCUCCUUGGCCGGCAGGGCACCUGGGACAGCGACACAGCCUCCUCCGCGGAGUCCUCUCCCUUCGGCUCCCCGCUCCUGGGCCGCUCCCUUCCCCGGGCCGGCUUCCUCUUCAAGACCCGCAGCCAGGACGGGCUGCUGGGCAAGGCCCUGAGGGGACGAGGCAGGGCGGGGAUGGCCCGGGCGGGCUCCUUGUCGACGGACGAGGGCAGCUCCACGGACAAUAGCCCCAACGCCACCCGGCGGUCUUCGGAGAGCCUGCUGGACCAUCUGAGCUCCCGGGCCCACAGCCUCUCCCCUCUGCCCAUCUUCCCGCUGGACUUCCCCUGUAGCCGUGAGAGGCUGGGGCGGGAGAGCAUCGUCUCCAUGGACAAGGGGGGGCAGCUCCGGCUGUCCUCGGAGUACUGCUCGGAGAACCACCGGCUCCGGAUCCGCCUGAUCAGCGUGGAGGGGCUGUACGAGGCCUCCUCGUGGGAGGCCAAGAGCAUCAACUGCUGCGUCACCUUCGCGCUCCUGCCCGGGAAGCUCCAGAAGCAGAGGAGCACCGUCAUCAAGAGGAGCCGCAACCCCAUCUUCAACGAGGACUUUUUCUUCGUCGGCGUCUCUGAGGAUGACCUGGACGCUCUCUCGGUCCGGAUGAAAGUUGUGAACAGGGGUUGCAGCAUGAAAAGGGACCUGGUCCUGGGGGAGAGCGAAGUCAGUUUGAUGCACGUUUUAGCUGCGUGA